AUGGAUACAACAUCCUCAUUCAUCAAGUCUGUAACCAAGCGAGUGUGGUCCCCGACACAGAGACCUUUCAGAGUGUGCUCUCACAACAGGGACACCAGAAAAGGCGUCACGGCCGGGACACUGGAGGAGCUGAAGGAGAGGGUAUGCCAGGCGUUGCUGCUCUCGCUGUCUGCAGUGUCUCUGUCUCUGGUUUGUGAGGAUGACGGUACAGAAGUCGACUCUGAUGAGUUCCUCAUGACCCUACCCGACAACGUCAUGCUCAUGGCCCUGGAACCUGGACAGACAUGGAGGUCACAACAGGGUGCAGUUGUGCCCAAAGCUCAAGACCACAACAAAUCACGUUCUGGGAGAGACAUAGCCCGCGUCACCUUUGACCUUUACAGGAUGAGCCCCAAAGAUGUGUUUGGCUCAUUGAAUGUGCAGGCCACAUUUCAAGGCCUGUACUCUGUGAGCGCUGACUUUCAGUGUCUUGGGCCCAAGAAAGUUCUCAGAGAAGUGCUGCGUGUGGCCUCCACCCUCCUUCAGGCUGCUGGACACCUGCUUCUCACGUCUGCCGCCAUGAUCCGCCGCAUCAUCGAAGGCGCAGAGCUCUGGCAGCCGCAGAGGGCGGAGUACGCAGCCAGAUGGAACUGA
Molecule: messenger RNA, 633 nt
Organism: Pelmatolapia mariae (spotted tilapia)
Lineage: Eukaryota; Metazoa; Chordata; Actinopteri; Cichliformes; Cichlidae
Gene: cideb
Product: cell death inducing DFFA like effector b
Exons: 5
Coding region: 1-633 (210 amino acids)
Biological process (GO): regulation of apoptotic process; apoptotic process
Source: RefSeq, a predicted model, not a curated record